Messenger RNA from Cherax quadricarinatus, 3149 nucleotides. The record is from RefSeq and is a predicted model, not a curated record. Lineage: Eukaryota; Metazoa; Arthropoda; Malacostraca; Decapoda; Parastacidae.
CAGGUAUAAUGAUGUAUGGGCAGCUGAUCACCUGAGGCGGCCAGUAUAGUGUUGUUUGGGUGACUGGUCACCAGGGGGCGGCAGGUAUAGUGUUGUAUGGGCGGCUGGUUUAGUGUUGUAUGGGCGGCCAGGCCGGUGAGGUGGCCGGAAGGACGUGAAUUGCCUAAAUCACACCAGUUACUGCCACUUGUUUUGGCGCCGCCACCCUUCUAAACCCGCCGCCGCCAUCGCCCGCCCAGCCGCCCAAACACAAAAAUCAUCCUAUAGGCUUACAACACCCUAACAAAUUACAGCCAGAAUAAGCCUGAGGAGGAGAUAUAAGCCAGGGUGUGGGAGACGGGUGAGGACGUCACCCAGUUGCUGCAACGAUCGUCCACACUACACUGCAAAAUGUCAGGAAAGGUGAAGCAGCGGAAUACAGCCAACACUGCUGAGGCAGCUACUGUCACUGUGAAUGAAAAGAUCCUGAAAGAAUGUCAUAAUCUCUACACCGAUCCUGAUAAUGGUCUGGUUGCUAUUGGUAGAAGCCUUGGUCUGAAACUACUGCCUCCAAGAAAAAAGAUUAAUGUUAUGUUAAUGGGCAAUCACUCUGCUGGAAAGAGCUCCUUUGUCAACUGGUACAUCGAGGAGCAUGUGCAGAGAACGGGCGUGGCCAUCGAGACUCAGGGCUUCAGCUUUAUCACCAGCGGCCGCAAGCGGGAGUCCCUCACGGGCAAUGCCACCCUUCAUCUCUACCCUCACUUCAAGGCUCUUCAAGAAAUUGAUGGUGUUGUGGAUUACCUGAACACUGAGAUUAGCACUUCAAAGCAGAAGAAGUUUAGCUUGGUAACAUUUAUUGACACUCCAGGUCUUGUAGAUGGUGACAUGAAGUACCCAUUUGAUGUCAACCAGGCAAUGCUGUGGCUUGGUGACUUGUGUGAUCUGAUUUUUGUCUUCUUUGACCCAAUUGGGCAAGCACUAUGCAAACGAACUCUGAAUAUUGUUGAGCAACUAAAUGAAACUCACCCAGAUCGAAUCCGCUUCUACUUAUCCAAAGCUGAUGAAGCUGGUCAUGAGAGUGACAGACAGAGGGUAAUGAUGCAAAUUGUACAGGAACUAUGCAAACGCCCCGGUCUUAACAAGACUGGCUUUGACAUGCCGACUAUUUAUAUACCAAAUCCAAAUAAGCCCACUCGAUGUGUGAACCAGAUUGAGGAUGUUUGUAAAGAUAUAGAAAAGACUAUCAAUCAAACAAUUCAAACUACAUUAAACCAGUUGGAACGUGACUGUGAGCAGAUUUCAACUCUUGUUGAUGAGGCAGUUGAAGCGGAUAAUAGAGCUAGAGCAUACAAUUUCCGUGCUAAGAUGAAAGGCUUGGCUCUCUCAUCAGUUGGGUUUUUGCUUCCUGUAGCACUAAUUGUGCAGAUACUUGUGUCAACAGCUCCACGGGAGCUUGUAAACAGUCUGGCUGGAGAGAAUUUUGCUAAUGCUAUUUCUUCCUUUAUGGCUCCAACAACUGCUAUUUGGGAGAACAUUGAUGAAGACAACCAGAUGGUCAUCUUGGCUUUAGUACUAGCUCUAUCAGGAAUCUUUCUCAUCAUCUCACGCAUCAUAAACCGAGCAAAGCCAACUCUCCAACGUCGGUCCAAGAAAAUACUCGUUGAGAAGCGGGAAUAUGUCAAUAGCUUUGUGAAAGUUCAGAAGCAAAAGCUUUAUUCUGAAUACCUGCAGCAAAGUGUGUCCGAUCAUGAUUUGUAAGUCAGUUGUUAAAGACCUAACUAGCGCAUUAAUAUCAAGAAAGAAAACAGCAGGUUUUCUAGUACAAAGUAAAAUAUAUUCACUCAGUGCCUAAGCAUUUUCCUACUACAAUACAGAUAAAACAGUAUUUUUGUAAAGCCAGUGAAUAAAUGAUUUUAUACAAUGUACAGCAGCUUUAAUAUUGUAAAACAUUAGUGUAGAUAUCUGUGAAUCAUGUUCUUCAUCUCUUUAUUUUGAAGAUGUGAAAACAUUAACACCAAAUGGGCAUUAAACCUAGAGCUCUUCAAAAUCAUGGCACCUGGGAUUGCAGGACCUACCACUCACCUCUUAUUUCAGGACAUCUGAUCUGAACUCAGGAUUAAAUUUUUUUUUUUGUCUUGUAACUUUUACAAAUCCAAACAAAAUACACACACAGAUGUUAGGUUACACCAUAUAUUAUAGUCUGUGUUGUUAUAUGUUAAAUUCAUUAUCUAAACUGUUACACUUCAACUGUACAGCUUUAAUAAAUGUUUUACUCCUAUGGGCUUUUCCAAAGAAAGGAACAAAACAUAGUUAAUCCAUCCUUACAAAUCUUAUGUAGCUUUUUUGGAAAAUAUUUAUUUUAGGAUAUCGAAUGUCCUCAUUAAAUCCUGUACUUCAAGUAUGGUAGAGUUUAAGCAAUCCAGGAGCUUUGAAUAACCCAUACAGGUUUGGUGCUAUUUGCAGAUAUGUAAAAUACUGGGAGCCAUGGAUUCAAAGCCAACUUGGUGCUAGCUAGCAUUUUCGUUCAUUUUCGUAUGCUGUGUAAUAUAGAUAACUGCAUUUUAGUGUUUAAUAUAGUUUCUGUAUGCUGGAAUGUUUAUUCCUAUGAGUACAGUAUUGUGUAAUUCUAGGCACUUGUUACUAAAACUGUUCACAGUAUAUUUAUUUUCUUAGCCAAAGAAACAUGCACUGAUGGCUGCUUGUGUUGAUAGUACCAAUACACGCUAACAACACGUAUUGAAUAAGCUUUAAGUUUGCAGCUGUUAUGGUGAUGAAAGUCUUGCAUAAUUAAUCAUAUAUAUAAUGGAAUUAUUGGUUACAAGAAAGGCAAUUCAAAAUAAAAACUGUAAUGUUCGCUUGAGAUAUUUCGUGUAUUUACCGAACACUGAGAGUAGCCACUUCAGUAUUCCAAAUGGAAGAGUGAUGGGGUUCGAACUUGAUGUCUGGCAGUCGUCCUAGAAUUAUCAGUCUGGUGUCUUCGCCAGCUGCACUACACAGUGAAAGAAUUUUCUGAAACCAGAUUUAUCGAGAACGAUUGGGAUGGCCUCCAACGUAGGUUUGAACCCUGUCACUCCAUUUGAGCUAUUUCAAUACAUUUAGUACACUAGUUGAUUUAUAACUGUUAUUGUAGUUAAUAAUGUUUUAAAUAAUAAAAAUUAUUUAUAAUUUUU